Gymnogyps californianus (California condor) is the source of this 786-nucleotide messenger RNA. It is a transcript of the gene BSND, whose product is annotated as barttin CLCNK type accessory subunit beta. The record is from RefSeq and is a predicted model, not a curated record. Lineage: Eukaryota; Metazoa; Chordata; Aves; Accipitriformes; Cathartidae. Gene Ontology annotation, molecular function: chloride channel regulator activity. The transcript is spliced from 4 exons. Gene Ontology annotation, cellular component: basolateral plasma membrane. Gene Ontology annotation, biological process: chloride transport. The coding region runs from base 1 to 786 and encodes 261 amino acids.
AUGGCCGAGGAGAAGACCUUUCGUUACGGGUUCAUCAUGCUGGGUUUCUUCCUGGUGAUGACGGGGAUGUUCAUCAUGAGCGUGGAAAAGCCCCAGAUCUACAUCACCUUCUGCGCCCUGGGCGUCCUGCUCAUAGCUGUGGGCAUCACCUGGAGCAUGUGCCAGUGCUACCCGAAGGUAACGUUCAUCCCUGCGGACCUCGAGGCCGAGCGGUUCCUGGACCACAAACCCAUCGUGCUGCCGGAGAGGGACACCCGCUUGCAGGCACCCUGCCCCAACCAAGAGGCCACCAGCACCUAUGAGAAAAGCCUGCCGUCCUACGAGCAGAUCCAGAGGCAGGUGGUGGGCUCGGACCCGCUCCCACCCACAGCCCAGCCCAGACCCCGCAGCUGCUCCCAACUGGCGGUGCAGGCGAAAGCAGAGGUCCACUGGGAGCUGGGGGGUGCUGGAGAACCCCCCCGAAAGCUGGCGCCUCGGCUGGAAACGGCGGCAGGCAGCUGCCCCCCCCGGCCAGCCCCGGGGGACGCGCCCCUGGCAUCCCUCCUGGAGGACAUGGACACGCCGUCGCUGGAGGGCUCUGUGCCCGGCAGCCCCGCACCACGGGACCGGACCCCGCCAUCCGCCGCCGGCUCUGGCUGCACCUUGACCAGCUCCCCGGCGGGGGGAGAGCACCCCGGCUCCCCUCGCAAAGGUGCUGGGGAGGAGGAUGACCUCUAUUACGGGCUCCAAGAGGGGCCGGAUGCUCUGCUUGAGGAUAGCGACCGCCUUUUUGAGCCUGAAAACUGA